AUGCUAAUCACUAAAGCUUUUCGAACUACUAGUAACAAAAGCCUUCAAGUUAUCGCCCAAAAACCCCCAAUUGAUAUUAUAAUAAAACAAAGGCAAAAGUUACAACAAAUCAAAUGGGGCAAUAGCAUCAACAUCAUAUCAGGUACCUUAACACCUAUCGAUGUGGAAUGGCCUUUUCCCUUUAAAGACACAAUAAAUUAUGGCAUUCCAAUAGAUUGCAGUUAUGAUAAUAAUUAUUCUAUUAAUGUUGAUAUAUACACAGAUGGUUCACGCAUCAAUGAUAGUGUGGGUUGUAGUUUUGUGGCCUACUAUAGUAACAAUGAAAUUUAUCAGCAAAACAUUCGACUGAAUAACCGGUGUACUGUAUUCCAAGCAGAGAUGUAUGCUAUUAAAAGCGCCAUAAUGUGGUCUGAAAGUACUUUUGAUCAUGCUUACAUCCAUAUUUUAACUGAUUCAUUGUCUGCAUAUAAUAUCAUAUAUGGCAAUAAUUUGCAUUACAUGGCUGAGGAAAUUAGAAAUAUGAUCAGACUUUCUACCUCUAACUAUGAGAUUACUUGGGUCAAAGCUCAUUGCGGCAUCAAGGGUAAUGAAAGGGCUGAUACUUUAGCUAAACAGGCAGCUGAAAAUAAGGCACUACCUAUUAAUUACAACAAACUCAGUUUACAAGCAUUAAGACGCCUUUUAUGGAAUGACAGUAUACAAACAUGGCAAAAUAUUUGGAACAUGAAUUCCGAUCAUAUCAUGUACGAAUUCAUUCCUGACAUCUACAAUUUACUCAGCUUGAAAUGGUACAUCCCCAACUACUAUACCACACAAAUGUUCAGCGGGCAUGGUAAAUUUGCCAGCUACCUUUAUAGGUUCACGAAUAGGAUUAAUAAUUACUGCACUAUAUGCUUAGUUGAAGAUGGACCAAAACACUACCUCUAUGACUGCGUAAUGUUAGAGAAAGAAAGGCUCGAAUUGAAACUGUUACUAGGUAAACACGGCAUCUGUUGGCCCUGCAACUUAUCGGAUAUUUGGAAAAAUAGGGAAAUAUAUUACGCUUUCUGUGAGUUAGCGAAGAAAACUAACUUCAUAACAUAUCAAACCAUACACAAUUAA
Molecule: messenger RNA, 1101 nt
Organism: Centruroides sculpturatus (bark scorpion)
Lineage: Eukaryota; Metazoa; Arthropoda; Arachnida; Scorpiones; Buthidae
Exons: 1
Coding region: 1-1101 (366 amino acids)
Biological process (GO): DNA replication, removal of RNA primer
Molecular function (GO): RNA-DNA hybrid ribonuclease activity; nucleic acid binding
Source: RefSeq, a predicted model, not a curated record